Molecule: messenger RNA, 2150 nt
Organism: Onychostoma macrolepis
Lineage: Eukaryota; Metazoa; Chordata; Actinopteri; Cypriniformes; Cyprinidae
Gene: actl6a
Product: actin-like 6A
Exons: 14
Coding region: 183-1472 (429 amino acids)
Biological process (GO): nervous system development; regulation of transcription by RNA polymerase II
Cellular component (GO): NuA4 histone acetyltransferase complex; SWI/SNF complex
Molecular function (GO): chromatin binding
Source: RefSeq, a predicted model, not a curated record
GGUGGCGCUGUUAAAAGCACCUCAACCACAGGCCACCAUAAUCCUCUCAAGACAAAGAUGUCUGAUUCGUUUCCUUUGUUGUGAUAGUGAAAAUACAAAUCGUACGGUUCUUAUUUGAUAUCCCCAAUUUUAAAAUAAAAAAUCAAACAGUUGUCUUCUGUCAGUAUUGACCAGCCGCAAAAAUGAGUGGCGGAGUGUAUGGCGGAGAUGAAGUUGGAGCUCUCGUCUUUGACAUGGGCUCAUAUUCAGUGAGAGCUGGAUAUGCAGGAGAGGAUUGUCCCAAGGCAGACUUUCCUACUGUGAUUGGUGUAACUUUGGACCGGGAGGAUGGCAGUACACCAAUGGAGACCGAUGGAGAGAAGGGAAAGCAGAGUGGCACCACCUACUACAUCGACACCAACCAGCUCAGGGUCCCUAGAGAAAGCAUGGAGGUCAUGUCACCUCUCAAAAAUGGAAUGAUUGAGGACUGGGACAGUUUCCAAGCCAUUUUAGAUCACACCUACAAAAUGCACUUCAAAUCAGAGCCCAGUCUGCAUCCAGUCCUGAUGUCAGAGGCCUCGUGGAACACACGAGCAAAGAGAGAGAAGCUGACUGAGUUAAUGUUUGAGCAUUACAACAUUCCUGCUUUCUUCUUGUGUAAAUCAGCCGUCCUGUCUGCGUUUGCCAAUGGACGGUCCACAGGUUUAGUGUUAGAUAGUGGAUCAACACACACAACUGCUAUUCCUGUGCAUGAUGGUUAUGUCCUGCAACAAGGCAUCGUAAAGUCUCCUCUUGCUGGUGACUUCAUGAGUAUGCAAUGUAGAGAACUGUUUCAAGAGUUAGGUGUUGAAAUAGUGCCUCCGUACAUGAUUGCAUCAAAGGAUUCAGUUCGUGAAGGAUCUCCAGCCAGUUGGAAGAAGAAAGAGAAACUACCUCAAGUUACCCGUUCAUGGCAUAACUAUAUGUGUAAUACUGUCAUACAAGAUUUCCAGGCCUCUGUGCUGCAGGUGUCAGAUUCACCCUAUGAUGAACAAGUAGCUGCCCAGAUGCCCACUGUUCAUUAUGAGCUGCCUAAUGGGUACAACUGUGAUUUCGGAGCUGAAAGACUUAAGAUCCCAGAGGGUCUUUUUGACCCGUCAAACGCUAAGGGUCUGUCAGGGAACACCAUGCUGGGAGUCGGCCAUGUUGUGACCACCAGCGUUGGCAUGUGUGACAUAGACAUUCGACCAGGUCUGUAUGGCAGUGUGGUAGUUACAGGAGGAAACACUCUCAUCCAAGGCUUUACAGACAGACUUAACAGAGAGCUCUCGCAGAAGACGCCACCAAGUAUGCGUUUGAAAUUGAUAGCCAACAACACAACUGUGGAGCGCAGAUUUAGCGCCUGGAUUGGGGGCUCUAUCCUUGCAUCUCUGGGAACUUUCCAGCAAAUGUGGAUUUCAAAGCAGGAGUAUGAAGAAGGUGGGAAACAGUGUGUUGACAGGAAGUGCCCUUAACCAGUUCCAUCAACACCUGGUUGCCUUCAGAGGGAGAAGAAAGAAAAAAAUAAAACAACACAACACCACCUAGUAGAAAAAGCCUUCUUAGUGGACUCAGGAACUAACAAGGACACUUACUGUUAUUUUUAGUGCAAACAAACCAUAUUUUAAACAGUUUGACAUGGUUGUACUUUUUUCUACUCUUCAACACAAUAUUUUCAUAUAUCCACUGACAAAAAUGUUUCUGACCACCUGAAUAAUUUUAAAUACCAGUGACAAGGUUAUGUCUUUUGGAACAUGGGAAUUAUAUCCCUCAAAUGUAUCAGUGCUCAGAACAGUUGAAAGAGUUUUUUUAAUUUACACCACUUUGCCAUUUCCUAGAAAAUGCACUGCAGGAAACCAAAUGUUUAUGCUUUUAACAAUUAAUGGGCUUUUUUGGGAAUAAAUUUCUUUUUUUUUUUUGUUAAACUGGUCUAAAUUUCUCUCAUAUUACUUAAAAGAGAUAAAAUUGUCAGUGUAGUGAUUGUGCACAUUUGUAUUUAAACUUUUGUUCUAAUAAUUAGUACAUUUCAACUUGUCUAUUCAGACAGUUAUUAAAGUUAUUCAAAAGAGAGAAUGAUUUGUAAUAAUAAUUUACGCAUUCAGACAUGAAAUGUAAAAAUGACUAGGUAAAUACAUACAAAACAGUCUCAGUUA